AUGCCGGCCGUUUGCCCAGAGGGCAAACUACAUUCGCUCGGUCCAGCGGUCCCGGAGGGCAGCAUGUCAACAAGAAUCCGGGCCUCCAAGUAUUACACUUCACGGUCGGAUUCUCUCUCGUUCCAGGCUCAAACCCACAGACAUCGAGAUGCAAACACGGACGAAAACUUGGAAAAGCUUGUUGAGGAAGUCCAGCGGAUCUAUCGCGAGUCAGUCCCCGGUGAAACGACGCCGGGAAAGCGAAAGAAGCACGAAGAGGUAGCCAGAUCAUUUGACAGGGCAAGGCUGCGUGAGAAGAAACAGCACAGCUCCAAGAAGCAGUUCCGUAGGGCGGUCGAAUGA
Verticillium nonalfalfae is the source of this 342-nucleotide messenger RNA. RefSeq lists its product as uncharacterized. Gene Ontology annotation, cellular component: mitochondrial large ribosomal subunit. The record is from RefSeq and is a predicted model, not a curated record. Lineage: Eukaryota; Fungi; Ascomycota; Sordariomycetes; Glomerellales; Plectosphaerellaceae. The transcript is spliced from 3 exons. Gene Ontology annotation, biological process: mitochondrial translational termination. The coding region runs from base 1 to 342 and encodes 113 amino acids.